Molecule: messenger RNA, 661 nt
Organism: Rubroshorea leprosula
Lineage: Eukaryota; Viridiplantae; Streptophyta; Magnoliopsida; Malvales; Dipterocarpaceae
Source: the annotation of a GenBank genome assembly
GCACACAUACUUUCUUCUCUUGAGAAUAUGAAAGACAAUGACACAAUGUCUUCUACAGAGCCAAUCCUUCUUCUUUGAUUCAUAUAGAUUAGAUGUAUCAUGGAAGAAAAGAAGGAUGAAAAAGAUAGGACACUGAACGAAGGCGAAGCAGAGAUUGCUAUUUCACAUGCAAAGAGACUUGCUUACUCAAGGCGGAGUCCAAGCUUCCAAUAUUGGAAUUAUUCACAGUAUGUUAUGCAGGUUCUAUUACAAAAGAUGUUGAGAAGCAAGAAGGACUGGCUAAAGGAUACAGCAACUGUGAAUGUAGCAUCUUCUUGGUCCACGACCCACUUCAUGCAACUAAAUGCAAGACAGAUGCUUCUUGUUGUUCUAGAAGUGGCAGAUUGGUCUACCAGUGGUUAUGAGGAAUGCUGGAGGACAGGCUAUAGAUUGGCAUAGCUAUUCAACAGUACACCUUAUCUGCCCUCGCAGAAGAGGCAUAAGCUCUUCGUCUUGCAGUGGGAAGGGCAACGGCAAAUGGUUUUCAAGAGUCAUUUUUGAAGCAGGAAAAAUUUAGCUCGGCAAAUUGCUUGCAUUGUGGAACCCAUAUGGAGUACUGUGCUACCACCUUUUGAAUGGUUUGAUUUUGUGUUUGUCCCUGGAAUAAGCUGACAAAGCUACU